AUGGCCCGCGAUUCCUCCCACGACCACCUCUCCUCCCAUGUCAAGCAUGAGCCCGAAGAUGCCAUGCCAUCCACAUCAGACUUUGUAAAGAAAUUGUACAAGAUGCUCGAAGACUCGUCUUUCGCCGACGUUGUCGCAUGGGGGCCCCACGGGGACUGCUUCGUCGUCAAAGACAUGAACGAGUUCACAAAGUCCAUCCUCCCCCGCAUGUUCAAGCACUCCAACUUCGCCUCCUUCGUUCGCCAACUGAACAAGUAUGACUUUCACAAAGUCAAAAACACGGACGAUAACCAGUUUGGCGAACACAGCUGGACGUUCCGACAUCCAGACUUCCACGCCGAUCGGCGAGACGCUCUUGAGAAUAUCAAGCGCAAAGUCCCCGCGGCGCGGAAAUCAACAGGACGAAGCGCGAACUCGCCCAGUCCAUCAUCCGCCGUUACCGUUGAGUCGCUGCAAGCUCAGAUCGAGCGGAUGACGCGCGACCAGGACGAGAUGGCAGCACACAUCCGCUCGCUUGAGACCAACUAUCAGAACGUGCUUUCUGAAAUGGUCAACUUUCAGCGAAACAUGGCGCAGCAGGACGGGCUCAUGCAGAAUUUGAUUCAGUACUUCUUGCAGUUGGAGAAUGGCAAGCUCAAGACCGAACAGAUCUCGAACCCCGCGUCGGGCUCGUACGCGCCUGACCCCAACCCCUUCCUUCCGGCCAUCGAGGCCCAGCGCAUGAUGGGCGCCUAUCCCGACGGCGACAUCGCGCGCGCGUCCCUCGCCCAGAUGAACGAAAUCUCGCGCCGCGCAGAGGUCGCGGGCAUGACCUUUAGCGCAGGCGGGAGCUCGAACGCCGCCGCCCCUGCCCCCGCCGCCGGCCCCAGCAGCGCGGGCGCAAACCCCUCUGGCGCGGCGGCCGCGGCGGGGGGCGCCCCCGCACGACCAAGCUCGAGGGCGACGACGAUCCUCGCGGCGGCGGCGAGCCUGAUGCCCAACCUCGACGCGCCCGCUCGGCCGAUGAGCAGACAGGACGCGCUCGCACGCAUCGAGGAGCUCUCGCGGAUGCGGCCGACGCCCGGUCCCGCGCUCGACCUCACCCAGAACGCUCCCGCUCCCGCUCCACCUCAGACGCCCACGGCGGCAGGCAAGGCGCGCGCCCGGCGCGGCCAGGCUCAGGCUCAGGCGCAGGCGCAGGCUCAAGCUCAAGCUCAAGCUCAGGCGCAGGCGCAGGAGCAGGAGCAGCAACAGCAGCAGGCGUCGACGAGCGCCGCUGCGCAGGUGCAGGCGGGCCCGCUCGACCCGGCGUUCAACCCGGGGAUGUUCAUGGAGAACGCGGCGCAGUACGGGCUCUCGGUCGACCCGGGCUCGAUGGACCACGAGGGCCUGCAGGUGUUCACGGUCGGGCACCUCCUCCCCCGCUCGUCGCUCGAGGACGCGAACGGGAACUGGUCUUUCGACCCGAGCGUGCUCAGCCGGCCCGAGAUGGUGCUGCCCACACCCGAGGGCAUGGGCGGGGACCCGGAGGAGGAGGGCGAGAGCUCGCAGGCGGGCGCGGCGCCGGACGUCGUGCCGCCGACGCAGUUCAUCAACGCCCCCGCGGCGGGCGCGGCGGGCGCGGCGAGCGGGAGCGGCGGCGGGAUGGCGCGCCCGGCGAGCGCGCAGACUCUACGCGUGCGGCGGUCGACGUACGUGCCCGGGUGGGCAGUGCCGCCGCGGGUGCUGCUGGUGGACGACGAUGUGGUGAGCCGGAAGGUGUCGAGCAAGUUCCUGCAGAUCUUUGGGUGCACGAUCGACGUCGCGGUCGACGGUGUCGGGGCGGUGAACAAGAUGAACUUGGAGAAGUACGACUUGGUCCUCAUGGACAUCGUCAUGCCCAAGCUCGACGGCGUGUCCGCGACGUCGCUCAUCCGCCAGUUCGACCACAUGACGCCCAUCAUCUCCAUGACCUCGAACUCGAAGCCAGCGGAGAUCAUGAAAUACUACUCCUCCGGCAUGAACGACCACCUCCCGAAGCCGUUCACCAAGGACGGCCUCUGGGAGGUGCUCGAAAAGCACCUCACUCACCUCAAGGUCAUCCAGACGCUCUCGAGGGUGCCCCGCUCGGUCGGCGUCCCGCCGCUCUCGGACCCGUCCUUCGACCACGCGCUCGCGAUCCAGCAGCAGGCGCUCCCGCUAGGCUUCCCGCUCGGCGCGGAUGACGAGGACGGGAAGAUCAACCCGCUCGCGGGCAUGGGUCUCACCGACGAGCAGUACACGCUCAUCCUCCAGAACCUCGUCAACGGCGAGUCCUUCAACGGCCUGAGCUCGCUCGAGGGCGCGGCCGAGUCCAGCAAGCGCGCGCUCGACGACGGCGGUACGGACGGGCGCGACGCGAAGCGGAGCCGGUUCGAGGUCAUCGAAUAG
Epithele typhae is the source of this 2388-nucleotide messenger RNA. RefSeq names its product HSF-type DNA-binding-domain-containing protein. The record is from RefSeq and is a predicted model, not a curated record. The coding region runs from base 1 to 2388 and encodes 795 amino acids. The transcript is spliced from 6 exons. Gene Ontology annotation, biological process: regulation of DNA-templated transcription; phosphorelay signal transduction system. Gene Ontology annotation, molecular function: DNA-binding transcription factor activity; sequence-specific DNA binding. Lineage: Eukaryota; Fungi; Basidiomycota; Agaricomycetes; Polyporales; Epitheliaceae.